AUGAAGUUUACCACUGUGACCGCCGUCCUCUCCGCCGCGGUGCUUGCGGCAGCCAGCAAUAUCGCCCUGCCCGCGGGUGUCCCCCGGUCGAUUGAGGAGUUUCGUGAGAAGCAUCCUUACAAGCCACCAAACUCUUCCGGCCACGGAAAGAGGCGCAUCGUGAAAGUCCGCCCCAGCCGGAACGAUACAGACGACGUCAGUUCGGAGUUCAAAAAGGCCCUCCAGCGCGCUAAUCAUGGAGGCACCGUCUACCUCCCAGCCAACGAGACUUUCAUCAUCGGCCAGCCGCUCGAUCUGACAUUUCUCAAUGAUGUUCAAGUUCAUCUUGACGGCGAGAUCAAGUUCACCGACGACACUCCCUACUGGCAAAGCGUCGCCUAUACCCAUCCCUUUCAAAAUACAAUCAUGUUCUGGAAGUGGGGCGGCAAGAACAUUAAAAUAUAUGGUGACGGUACUCUGAACGGGAAUGGACAGCGGUGGUGGAAUGAGUUUGCCGGGCUGGAGAUUCUUGACCCAGGCAACACGUAUUUACGCCCCGUUCUCUUCUACGCACAGAAUGCAACAGAUAUUUCCAUCGAAGGGAUUCAUAUGAAAGACAGUCCGUGUUGGACAAACUUUGUUGUGACCUCAUCAGGAGUAACAUACCGGGACGUGGUUAUUACUGCCGAGUCGAACAAUGCCAGCGCUCUACCGAAGAACACCGACUUCUUCGACUCCCUCAACGUCGAGCAUGUAACGGUCGAGCGGACAUGGGUGAAUAUCGGAGAUGAUUGCUUCAGCCCCAAGUCCAACGCCUCAGACGUCCACGUAAACACAAUGUACUGUAAUGGCACCCACGGUCAAUCAAUGGGGUCUAUUGGCCAGUACGCGGGAGAAAAGUCAAUCAUUGAGGACGUGGUUAUUGAGAAUGUCUGGAUGCUCAAUGGCCAGCACUCGGCGCGUCUCAAGUCUUGGGCUGGACCUAAUGUUGGCUACGGCUACAUCAACAACGUGACUUUCCGCAACUUCUGGAACGCAAACAAUGAGUACGCCGCGUUCCUGGAUUCAUGUUACUUCAACAUCAACGCUACGACAUGUGCGGCGUAUCCUUCACAAGUCAAUGUCAGUAACGUUCUUUUCGAGAACUUCUCUGGGACAACUUCCGGCAAAUACGGGCGCGUUGUGGCAUCCUUGACUUGCAGUUCCAACCCCAACGCCAUCUGCGAGAACAUAGCGUUCAAGAACUUUACCGUGACUUCGCCUUGCAGCAGCGGCACGGCCAGUCCGGCAGUCAUCAUUUGUGACAACAUCAAGGGUGAUGUCGGUGUAGACUGUGUCAGCUCGAAUAGCACGGAGGCGAUCGCGGCCAAGGCGGAUAAAUGCAGUGCCCCAUUGGCAACGCUGCCGCAGGCGACACCUUGGGUCAGAUAG
Molecule: messenger RNA, 1410 nt
Organism: Diaporthe batatas
Lineage: Eukaryota; Fungi; Ascomycota; Sordariomycetes; Diaporthales; Diaporthaceae
Exons: 8
Coding region: 1-1410 (469 amino acids)
Biological process (GO): carbohydrate metabolic process
Molecular function (GO): polygalacturonase activity
Source: RefSeq, a predicted model, not a curated record